GAUUGACUCUGGGAUCGAUACAUUGAUCUGUGGCCGCAACGUCAACCGUUUUCAAUAUGGCGGCGGCGGCGGAGAUAGCGGCGGCAGCAGUGACAGAGAUCGCACUCGGAAGAAACUUCCGGAGAGCGGCUCGGAGUUGAACACCGCGGCCCUGCCUACCCGAGGCUGAUGGAUGGGUCGCGACCUGAGCAAAUAAGCGGCGCCCCAGGCGGAACUCAGCCAACUGGCCCUGGGCUUAAUGGCGACCCGAGCGAUGCCCCGGGUCCCUCUCCGUCCCGGAAGGUUCGGCUCCAGGCCCAGGACCGGGCGGCAGGAACUUAUAGAUACCCACCUAGGAUACUGGAAGGAAGAAUUUGCACGGACUUCACGACCCCUGCUGGACAGUGUGUCAACAACUGUGAAGUUGUGAAUUUACAGAACUGUGAUGUAAAGACAAUGUGGUCUUUAUCUGUACCAAAAUACAAGCACAAUUUGCACUGUUCUAGGUAUGAAGACAGUAAUAGCCUUAAUUCUGAAGACUCUGGCAUUCCCACGUUAGAAAUUGGAAAUCCAGAACCCAUCCAUUGUGGUGUAUUGAAUGUUCGAACAAACCAUGCUGAUUCAUCCCAGACAUCUGGAUUGGCACCUGACAAACUUGGCCAAGGUUCAGGAAGUCUACCACCUGGCAUGUGUUCACCGGCUGUACGUCUUGAGACUGACAGUGCAUUGCGAAAAUCUUCAACAUUUCCACGAUCCGGUUAUGAUAAUGUGAAGCUUUGCAGUCUUUCAAACAGAGGAGCAAACAGGGCAGAUGAGAUAUCUGUAAGCAGUGUUUCAAGCUUGAGCACGGAACUGUCCACAACUUUGUCUGUUAGCAAUGAGGAUAUUCUAGAUAGUUUGGUUACCAGUGACUCAAGUGCAAUUGUAAAUCUGGAAACUGAUGAGGCACAGUUCACUGACAUCAGUUUAAAUUCUUCCAGAGACAGCUACAAUCAAGCUGACAGUCCUUUGGAACAAGAGACCAAAUAUAAAAGACUGGGCACACUUGCCAACUUUUUUACCAGGAGUUUGUUUACAAAGAAGCUUAAAGAUUCCAUACCAUUAGAGCAGAAUGUUCAAGGUUGGAAAUUAUUUGGGAGGAUGCCUGCCAAGGAAAGCCCUCUUAAAGAGUCCAAGAAAGUUCAACAGGAAUAUGAAGAAAGAUCUAGGAGAGCCCAGAAGUCCCCCUCUCCUAAUCAGAGAUUGAGGAAAAACCUAGACUUCGAACCUCUCUCCACAACAGCACUUAUCCUUGAGGAUAGGCCAGCGAAUCUCCCUGCUAAACCUGCAGAAGAAGCUCAGAAACACAGGCAACAGUAUGAGGAGAUGGUGGCUCAAGUGAAAAAACGAGAGCAAAAGGAUGCUCAGAGGCGAAGGAAGCUACUGGAAGAUCGGUGUAAACUUGAAGAAAGCAUUGGUAAUGCUGUCAUUACCUGGAACCAUGAAAUCCUGCCCAACUGGGAGGCUAUGCAUCAUUCUCGUAAAGUUCGUGAUCUCUGGUGGCAAGGUAUUCCUCCAAGCGUAAGAGGAAAGGUGUGGAGCUUGGCAAUUGGCAAUGAAUUAAACAUUACUCAUGAACUGUAUGAUAUUUGCUUAACUCGGGCUAAAGACAAAUGUAGAUCUCUCAGUACAGCGCACACUGAUGUUGACAGUGAAGAUCUAGAAUUAUCUGUUGCAGACCGAGAAGCCAGUCUGGAGCUUAUAAAGUUGGACAUAUCUCGCACCUUUCCUAACCUUUGUAUAUUUCAGCAGGGAGGUCCUUAUUAUGAUAUACUGCACAGCAUUCUAGGUGCAUAUACCUGUUACAGACCUGAUGUAGGAUAUGUACAGGGAAUGUCAUUCAUUGCGGCUGUGUUAAUUCUAAAUCUGGAUACUGCUGAUGCCUUCAUUGCCUUUGCUAACUUAUUGAACAAACCAUGUCAAAUGGCAUUUUUCCGUGUGGACCAUGGCCUUAUGUUGAAAUAUUUUGCAGCCUUUGAGGUAUUCUUUGAGGAAAACCUACCAAGGUUAUUUGCACAUUUCAAGAGAAACAAUCUUACCCCAGAUAUUUAUUUAAUUGACUGGAUCUUUACUCUGUACAGUAAAUCUUUCCCUCUGGACCUUGCAUGCCGUGUCUGGGAUGUGUUCUGCCGUGAUGGAGAGGAGUUUCUCUUUAGAACUGCUCUGGGAAUCCUAAAAUUAUAUGAGGAUGUUUUGACCCAGUUGGAUUUUAUCCACAUGGCACAAUUUCUGACCAAACUUCCUGAAGACAUGUCAUCUGAGGACCUUUUUGGAGCCAUUGGAGCCAUUAACUUGCAGAGUAGAAAUAAAAAGUGGGCUCAGGUAUUAUCAGCAUUGCAGAAAGAUACAAAGGAAGUGGAUAAAGGAAGCCCAGCCCUGAAACGAUGAUUGACAUCAUGGCGCGUUUGGUGUUAUAUUCAGAUCAGACUUUGUGAAUUGCAGAAUUGGGGUUCUUACUGUCUUUAUGAUUAUGCUCAAGUUACCUGGUACACUGAGGUUAGCCUUAAAAGAAUAUAUGUGUAUAAUUGAAAUCAUGGAUGUAACUUCCAGAAUUUUGAAUAGCCGCAUCCAGUGUAUCAUAUGACUUUUAGUUGAACAAUUUUAAAUUUCAUAGUACAACAGAAGUACAAAAUUUGGUUGCUUUUGAUCAACUUUCGCAUAAAGCAUUUUAUUUUCAUACCACUGCCUGUGAGGUCAUAAAUCUGAUCAGUAUGUGAUCUAACAAAUGCAUCUGUCGAAUUUCACAUAACAUGUAAUGGAAAGGAGUCAUAAAUUUGAUAGCAUGGUUUCCCUUUCAUUUUGGCUGCCCUUAUUUCACCCAGCAUCUUAGUAAUGUUGAACUUAGACCAUAGAUCCAUGUUUCCAAUUAUUUUAUGGGGUUUUGUAGUUGGAAGCAUCAGACUUCAGCUCCAUUUCAAAGAUGUUGGUACUUCAUCUUCCCACUUUUUUAAUACUAGUUUUUUAAAUGGGUACCUGCAUUCCUAAUCAUUUAACACAAACCUUGUCUCACUUUGAGUUCAAGAAGGUGGCUAACUGUGGCUGUAUCAUUGCUGUUUAUCAUACCACUGAAUCUUUUCAUUGGAAUGCAAUUGUCAUUUCACUGCUUAGACAAAUACGUAUCAGCGUAAUGUUAAACAUAUUGAAUAAUGUACAAAAAUAUGACUUUCAGGAGCAGUGUUUCUUUUUGCACGCUACACAUAUUAAUAGUUUCUCCACCAGUCAUUGUUAUAAAACUUGCAUAUUCAUUUGUGACCAUUGCUACAAUCACUUACUGUGUCCAUUGCAAUUAGUAAAGGAGAAAUUAGCUUCCACAUGUAAUUGAGUUUAAUGUUAUUUCAUGGUACAGUGAGAUGCCUUUGGUGCUUGUGCAAACAAAUGUGUGGCGAACUGCUUGUCAAUAUCCAACUCAAGGCUGGGUUUUGUGAUCAAACAAUUAAUAAGUGUCUUGAUGUAUACCACAAUGUUAAAAAGGGAGGUUAAUUAGCAGGGUUUUUAAAUAGCUGUUCAAAACAGUUAGAAACAGUCUCAUUUGUCAUUACUAAAUUGUACCUGUAGCUUCAUAUUAUCCUUUUAAUAUAUUGAAAGUAUGAAUGUGGGAAAAAAAACAGUUGGAUUCUGGUUCCCAUCAUAAAUCAUUCACUUGGUUGUAGUGACUCUGUGAAAAAGACGAUGUGUCUAACCCAUAAUGACCAAUAGUAGUCGGGUCUGAUCCUUAGACUGUCCACAGCAACUUUUACCUCCUAUUUGGAUUAGAAAUUCAUACCAAGUCCCAGUUCCUAAUUGCUACACUUUAUUUCCAUUGAAGGUCCACAUAUAUGAACAUCUGGUAGAAAUAAAAUGGUUGGUCUCUAAGGCAACACAGUAGCUGUGAUGCAAUUUAGUUGACACCUUCGAGAGAUGGAGAGCUGAAAGCCUUGAGGAAAACACUGACUGCAGUUUGGCAUUCCAAGCAUGUUCCUAACUUAGCUACUCAUUCAGUUCAUUAUAUCACUGAAUUAAAUUAUCGCUUUGUAAUUGUUAGCUAUUGGAAAUGUAUUUUAAUUUGAAGUAGCAAAGGCCAUGAAUACGAUAAUUUUCAAAAUGUAUGCGCAUUAAUAUUUCUGAUCAUUUCUGCAUGAACUGAUCAGUCCGUUCGUGGCUUUUGUCUGUUCUUCUGAAGAUAACUUGUUUGAGUAGACUUAUGUUAGCACAGCCAAGUGGCUCAAGUGCAGUUUGAGCUUAAACUGUGACUGUUGGUAAGCAUUUCGAACACCGUAUCAUAAUUGCUGUUCACCCUGCUCCCUCUCAACAGGUACAUUCCAGCAGAAAUAAUUUAAUAUUGACAAUGACCACUGACCAUUGUUUUCUCUCAUCAGCUUGAGAAAUGAAUUCUGUAUCGAACUGUAGUAGCCCACCAUCUGUAAGUUGCAAACAGCUGACUUGCAGAAAGCAAUGAAAGUAGAACCUGCAACCUUAAUGUCUGUUUAGCAUAAACAAUCACCAAGGUACCUCUGAUAUUUUUGACAUGUGAAGUUAACCAGCCCAGUUCUGAAGUGAAAUCUAAUUGCUAAUUUUUUUUUUGUUAUUGAGGUUUGUUAUGAUACAUGUUUGGAUGAGUUACUGAAUUAACAGGAAUGUGUAACUUGUUCAUCAGGACAGUCGCUGACCAACAAUAUGCCCAGUAACAUCCUGAGUAUGAGCUAACACCAAAAGUUUAAAACGGCAACAUUUAGUUGCAUCACUGGACUUGUGUUCCAUGCUGUCAGGUUAAUAUAUUUGCAGUUAUCAGGUCAACUUCUGCUAAAUUGCUUCCAAAUUAUUGCAUUCUCAAUUAACCUCAAACACUGCUUAUAUUUCACCUUUAAAAUGCUUUAUAGUCAAUAUGCAAUCAAGGAUGUGUAUGUGUUUAAACUUAACAUCAUCAUUAUUUGCAUCUCUAAAGAUAAGGAAACUCGGGUUUAUGAACAGAAAGAUGUGAUGACCUCUGAGUCUCCAUGUCAUUUUAGUUGUUGUACAUGUGACCUAAGAUUUCCUUUUGAGGAAUGUAGAUGUCACUAUCAACUGUUUUACAUUUAUGUGAUUAUUAUGCAAACUACUCAGUGAAUUCAUGUGUAUUAGGACUUUAAUCAGUAGAGAUGAGGCAGCACUAAAUCAUUCCCAAAUUGAAAAAAGAAAAUACAAAACUGAUCUAUACUUGAAAACUCUGCUUGUAACCAAAUACAGCAAAAAAUUAUAUAUUUUGCAGAUUUAAAAUUUAACUGAAACGAAAUGUGUGUGACAUUACCCAAAAUAAAUCAUAUUCCUGUAUUAUUGAGUAAUGUGCAAAAUUAGCUAGGUCAAAGUUAAUUAUUUAUCUGGAUUAAAACUUCUUUGAAAAAUUGAAGAUACAGUGUUGCCAACAGUACCGUUAUCCCCAUAGAAAAGGUAACAGUGAGCUAUAAACUUAGCCACUACUUUCCCACUGACUGCAGUAAGAGAUUUGAAUGGAAUGAUAUUGAAAGCCAGUUAGCAGAAGGUAACUUAUUUGCACUUGUGUAGUAUGUUACAGAGUUUGUCUAACUUGUUAAGCUACUUUUUUCAGUUUUUGUGCAUAGAUGUGAGUCAUCACAUAAAUGAAGAUUUAUUGUAGUAGUAUGAAGAGUUAAAUGCUGCAAUAAGUAAAUAUUUGCACAGUUUCUUUUUGAGAGAAUUUAUCAUGAAAUAUCCCUUAUUUGGGGUGCUAUUGAGAAUAACAUUUUCUUUAAUUUGAUUAGAUUUGAGGUACUUAAUGACAAAACAAUGCAAUUGUGAUGUGUAUAUAAAUCUAUAAAUCUCAAUCAAAUUAAUUGUUUCAGGUUGUACAGAAUGAAAUGUUUAAAGUCUACGUUUGUUCAUAUGUUUUGGAGGACCAUGCACAGUACUUUUUCCUUUUCCCAGCAGUGUGAUUUAUUUCUUACACUUUUGUUUGGGAUGGGUGACACUCCUGAUUUUUGGAUUUUGUCGUUUCUGCAAUUUUAACACUGGAAGUGAUUUUCACACAUUUUAACUGCUUUAAUUGUAUAAUCACUGGAAUGUAAUUGACAUUGUUUCAACUUUAUGAACUAAUAUUUAAAAAGGCGCACCUGCCAUUUUUAAUAAUGGUACAUACCCUAUUAUUCUUUGGUUGUAAAUUGAGACUGGAGAGUGUUUGUUCAGCCAAUUGUGAAAUAAGCUAAAGUAAUUACAGAAUAUAAAAUUUUCCUUCAAAUGUAAAUAAGAUGUUUUCCACAAGAUCUCUAAAUAAAGACAUAGUGAAAUA
This is a messenger RNA of Hemiscyllium ocellatum (epaulette shark), 6274 nucleotides long. RefSeq names its product TBC1 domain family member 14-like. Lineage: Eukaryota; Metazoa; Chordata; Chondrichthyes; Orectolobiformes; Hemiscylliidae. The coding region runs from base 169 to 2406 and encodes 745 amino acids. The record is from RefSeq and is a predicted model, not a curated record. The transcript has 14 exons.